This is a messenger RNA of Spirometra erinaceieuropaei, 1173 nucleotides long. The record is from the annotation of a GenBank genome assembly. Lineage: Eukaryota; Metazoa; Platyhelminthes; Cestoda; Diphyllobothriidea; Diphyllobothriidae.
AUGGGCUCACCGCUCGGCCCAUUCCUCGCAAAUGUCUUCAUGGGCAAAGUCGAGAUGACAAGUUUACAAGACACCAUUAAUGACCUCAGCUUCUACGGUCGGUACGUAGACGAUAUUUUCUGCCUGACGGAUGUUACCACCGACACAGACGUCCUGAUUCAAAAAUUCAACAAUUCACACCCCUCGCUAACGUUCUCUGCAGAGUUUGAGGCAAACAAUGAAAUCGCGUUCCUCGACGUUCUUCUGCACAGACAAGAGGAUGGGUCUAUCCAACGUAGAGUAUUCCGAAAGAAAACCUGGACGGGACAAUACAUUAACUUUCACAGUUUUGUUCCCCUCAACAUCAAACGAAAUCUAGUCCAGGGAUUGGCAGCUAGAGUGCGACGCAUCUGCUCUCCCGAGACUGUGGAGGCAGAACUGCAGCAGCUGCGGGAUACACUCCACGAAAACGGAUAUCCAGAAAGAUUUAUCCUUCGAAAUAUAGGGGAGCGUACUGCAAAACCUACCAUGGCAACUGCAGAAAAGAAGGACUUAUUUAUACAAUUGCCUUUUCAGGGAGACGCAGCAAGUGAACUGGUAAAAAGACGUCUGAAGACAGCGAUCACUAACGCUUUCCCCGCGGCGAACUUACGUGUGUGUUUCACUAACUCUCCCCUCCUACGCUUGGGAGGUAAAGACCGACUCCCGUUGCAGGCCACAUCAAUGUGUAUUUAUUCAUUCACUUGCUCCUGUGGAGCGGGCUACAUCGGCCGUACAACGAGGCGUUUGGAAAAGAGAGUACGUGAACACAUACCGGCCUGGCUAGGCAAAGGUGAGAAGAAAUCGAUCUCGAGUUCUAUUCUCGCACAUCUUGUCGAUACGAAUCACCGAGUCGAUGCCAAAGAAGCCUUUCAGAUUGUCUACCGGACACCAGCAGGCUUCUCCAAAGGCCUACGCCAACGGGUGCUAGCUACAGCUGAGGCAGUGGCUAUACGGCUAGCCAAUCCAGUGCUAUGCUGUCAGAAGACUCUGACACAGGCGCUCUGUCUUCCGUGGCCGACGCCGACCACAACGUCGCUCCAACCUCCUGAUGCCAGGUUGGGUGCACAAGGUACACGACGCACUCACAGCCUAUGCCCCCCCUCCUCCUCGCCCCCCGAACCCAAUUACCACGACACGCCGACCACGCCAUAG